This is a messenger RNA of Cladophialophora psammophila CBS 110553, 1617 nucleotides long. RefSeq lists its product as uncharacterized. Gene Ontology annotation, cellular component: membrane. Bases 1 to 1617 code for a protein of 538 amino acids. The transcript has 2 exons. Gene Ontology annotation, biological process: transmembrane transport; carbohydrate transport. The record is from RefSeq and is a predicted model, not a curated record. Lineage: Eukaryota; Fungi; Ascomycota; Eurotiomycetes; Chaetothyriales; Herpotrichiellaceae. Gene Ontology annotation, molecular function: carbohydrate:proton symporter activity.
AUGGGUCUCCUGCAUUUGGUUGAAGACCGUCCCACUCCCAAGACCAUCUACAACUGGAGGGUUUACUUCUCUGCGGCGGUAGCUGCCUCUGCUGCCAUGAUGAUUGGGUAUGAUUCCGCGUUCAUCGGCGGCUCUAUUGCUUUGAAGUCGUUCAAAGACGAAUUCCACUUCGGCGAUCUCUCCAAGUCGGCAGUCAACCUCCUUUCGGCCAACAUUGUUUCUUGCUAUCAAGCCGGUGCCUUUUUUGGCGCCUUUUUCGCUUAUCCUGCUGGCCACUUCCUUGGACGAAGGAUCGGACUGCUCAUCUGUGCUGCUGUUUUCAUUCUCGGUGCUGGGAUGAUGUUAGGAGCCAAUGGAGCCCGUGGGUUGGGCCUCAUAUAUGGAGGUCGCGUGCUCGCCGGGAUGGGCGUUGGAGGAGCGUCAAACCUCUCGCCGAUCUAUUGCUCUGAGGUCGCCCCUCCCGCCAUCCGUGGCCGGCUGGUUGGAUUAUAUGAGAUGGCAUGGCAAAUUGGAGGACUGGUCGGAUUCUGGAUUAACUACGGCGUCUCAGAGACCAUGGCACCUUCCCAUGAGCAAUGGAUCAUUCCGUUUGCUGUACAACUCAUCCCCGCUGGCCUCCUGUUCUUGGGCGCAUGGGUCAUUAAAGAAUCGCCCAGAUGGCUCUUCUCCCGCGGACGCCGUGAAGAAGGAAUCAAGAACUUAUGCUGGCUACGAAAGCUUCCGGCCGAUCACAUCUACAUGCAAGAAGAAAUUUUCGCUAUCGACAACGCUAUCGAGCACCAACGCUCUACUGUCGGUUUGGGCUUCUGGCAGCCAUUCCGAGCCGUCCUCACAGACCGCAGGGUCACUUACCGCUUCCUGCUUGGUGGUUCCCUCUUCCUGUGGCAGAACGGUUCGGGGAUCAACGCGAUCAAUUAUUAUUCUCCCACGAUAUUUGCGUCGAUUGGGAUCACCGGGACCAACACUUCUCUCCUAACUACCGGUAUCUUCGGCGUCAUCAAGACCGUCGUUACUCUGUUUUGGCUCUUCUUGCUGAUUGACAAAUUGGGCCGCCGCGCCCUUCUCAUGUACGGUGGCGUCGCGGGCUCUCUCUGCAUGUGGUAUAUCGCAGGCUACAUCGCGGUUGCCAAACCGGCAGACCAUCCAAGCGAUACGCUCUCGUCGGGUGGCAUUUCAGCUAUGGCUUUCUUCUAUUUAUGGACCAUUGUGUAUUCGCCGUCGUGGAAUGGUGUCCCGUGGGUUUUGAACUCGGAGAUGUUCGAUCAGAACGUGCGAACGCUCGCUCAAGCCUUUGCCGCUGCAAACAAUUGGUUCUGGAAUUUCAUCAUUGCUCGCUUCACCCCCCAAAUGUUCGCCUCGAUGUCCUACGGCGUGUACAUGUUCUUCGCCUCUCUCAUGCUCUUGGCAGCAGUCUACGUCUUCUUCCUAAUUCCCGAAACAAAGGGCAUUCCGCUCGAGGCCAUGGAUCGGCUCUUCAGCAAGGAAUACCCCGCGAGACGCGCACACCAGAUUGUCUUCAGCCAGAUUCGCAUGGAGGAUCAGGAGUUCAGACGGCAGAGUAUUGGUGGUGACAAAGAGUCUGUUGAAGAACGCGAGGUGGCUGUCGAGAAGGUGUAA